GGAAGCCUGGAUCAGCUGGACGAGGUGGCGGCCCUAAUCGCGGCCACCGUGCACGACGUGGACCACCCGGGCCGGACCAACUCCUUCCUGUGCAACGCAGGCAGCGAGCUGGCGGUGCUGUACAAUGACACGGCUGUCCUGGAGAGCCACCACACCGCCCUGGCCUUCCAGCUCACGGUCAAGGACACCAAGUGCAACAUCUUCAAGAACAUCGACAGGAACCACUAUCGGACGCUGCGCCAGGCCAUUAUUGACAUGGUUCUGGCGACGGAGAUGACGAAACACUUUGAACAUGUGAACAAAUUCGUGAACAGCAUCAACAAGCCCCUGGCGGCCGAGACCGAGUGCAGCCCGCCGGGGAGGAGUGCUCCCGAGAACCAGGUCCUGAUCAAGCGCAUGGUGAUCAAGUGCGCCGACGUGGCCAACCCCUGCCGGCCCCUGGACCUGUGCAUCGAGUGGGCCGGCCGGAUCUCCGAGGAGUAUUUUGCACAGACGGACGAGGAGAAGAGGCAGGGGCUCCCGGUGGUCAUGCCCGUGUUCGACCGCAGCACCUGCAGCAUCCCCAAGUCGCAGAUCUCCUUCAUCGACUACUUCAUCACGGACAUGUUCGACGCCUGGGACGCCUUUGCGCACCUGCCGGCUCUGAUGCAGCACCUGGCCGAUAACUACCAACACUGGAAGACGCUAGACGACCUCAAGUGCAAGAGCCUGCGCCUGCCGCCGCCCAGCUGAAGCCGCCGACAGGGGCCGCCGCCCGGUUCUCGCAGACCUUGCGUCUCGUCCAAGUCUUACCAUCACCGUCGCGUUCCAUCGAGAAAAAUGCCCUCCUGCGCACUCGGCGACAGAGCCCACCCUAGGCCCGCUCCGCUGUGCCGUCAUCCCGUGUGCCCCUGUCCAACCGCGGAGCGCCCCGGCUCGAGCAGGACACAGAAGCUCCGCCCUCCCACAGGAGGCACUGCGCACGUGUCCGUCUGCUCAGACUGGCCCAGCAGGCAGCCUCUGUGGUUCUUGGGGCCACCCACGGGGCCAUGGGUGACGGGGAGGCUGUGGGGACGCGUGAGCUCGCCUCCGGCUCGGGGAGGCAGCCGCGAUCCGGAGUGGGAUAUAAAAGCCAUUUAAGCUGAAUGCCCUUGGAUAAGCUUUUUUAAAAAGAAACCAAUUUAUAUGCAUUUGCUGUGCAACAUUUGUACGACCAUCGGUGUGGGGUUGCGAGGGGAGCGCCGAGGCCCGGUCCCGCCCUGGGCUGGGUGGUGGAGUGCCGCGGGAUGCAUACCUGCGGGGCGGCCCCUCGCACUCUGAGCUGCCGGUUCCAGUGUUCAGAAGCACAGUACAUAUUUUUCUACUGCCCUCUGCCAACGUCCCGCCCUAGGCUAGCUGCCCCUCUCUGUGCUGCAGCGCUGUGGGCCCUGUGGGAACUCUGGUACCAGUGUGCAGGUGUGGGUUUUCCCUUCCUGUUUGGUACCAGCACUGGGCGCUUAUAAGCAGGGCCUGUGGGCACGGAUCCUCUCACCUCUGACCUAGAUGUUUCAUAGUUCCAGACUGCGUUUAGCGUCAUCACGCCAGGGCCCCGCAGUAGAGGCCCCCAGAGGUUGCCUGUGGCCAAGUGACAGUGGUCGGGUGCCCGACCUCCUCUCCUGCUCUGAGUGGGCAGAGACCAGACAGCUUUCCUGUAAACUGCGUCACUGCCAAUGCAGGAAAAUGCAAACCCCGCUGGAGACAAGGUACAGUGUAAAAUCACUAUUAGACAGUCUCAAACCCUCUACCUGAGACUCCGGAAUGGGCUGGCCCUCCGCGCCCACGGCCGCUGCGUCCAGUGCGGUGUUCCCCGGGGCAGCACCGUGAGGGCACGUGCAGACACGGGAAAGUCUCCGUGUGCUGUGUGAGCUCCCGGCGGGAACCAGACUCCGGCCAUCUACGCGGCACUGGAAUAAAGAGCUGGUUCCAAGCCUUGCUCGCUGUCUUGUGAUCAAACUGAGAACACUGGCCUAACCCAGAAUGUAGGCCGUGUCGGAACGGGGAAAAGCCGGUGCCCAGAGGCCAACUGAGCCCCUGAGAAGGACUGGGCGGCCUUUCGGGGCCUUCACCCCGCCCCCAUUUGCAGCUCAGGCGGCAGCGCGGAGCUCAGUGGUGUAAGGGGGCAGCGGAGCUGAUGGAGCGCGAGGCCUCCCGGUUUCCCCGCCUCGCCGGGCCUCUCCUUGGUCGGACUGCUCUUGGGGCGCCCGCG
Molecule: messenger RNA, 2224 nt
Organism: Oryctolagus cuniculus (rabbit)
Lineage: Eukaryota; Metazoa; Chordata; Mammalia; Lagomorpha; Leporidae
Source: RefSeq, a predicted model, not a curated record